UACAACAUUUAUUAUAAUAAUUUAUAUUUUGUUUUUGAUUUCAAUAUUAAUUUAUAUUUUACAAAAUUUCCAUAAUAUUGACAAUGAAAUGGAGACAUUCUAUUAUUUUCUUGCACUUUUCACUGUUUUAUUUAAAAUGAUUAUUAUUCUCAUUAAACGUAAAACAGUUAUUGAGACACAAAAAUUAUUUAUGAAUAAAUUAUGUCAACCAAGAGAUAAUUUUGAAUUAGAUAUUUUACAACGAACAUCAAUUUCUUGUAGAUUAUAUACAAUUGUCUACUUAAUUUUAAUGAAUUGUACUGCAUUGUCAGUUUUAUUAUUUCCACCAACAAAAAGUGGUGAUUUAACAUUACCACUUAAAGUUUGGACGCCAUAUAGUCUUAAUUUAAGAAAAUUAUUUUUCUUAACUUACAUACAUCAAGGAAUUUCUGCAUUAUUGGCAGCUUGCGCAACUUCAGCUGUUGAAAGUUUAGCAUUUGUAAUAAUUAUACAAAUUUGUGCCCAAUAUGAAAUUCUCAAUCAUCGAUUAAAUUUACUUUCAGAAUUAUCGACAAAAAAUAAUUAUUAUCCUCAUUAUCAAUGUGAAUCGAAAAUUCUUAAAGAUUCUGUAAUGCUUCACAUUCAUAUUUUUUCAAUCGGAGAUACUUUAAAUAAAUUAUAUGGUUCAAUGAUAUUUUUUCAAUUUUUCUCAUCAUCAAUGAGUUUAUGUCCAAUUACUUAUCAAUUAACAAAAUUAUCCACAACCGAUCCAAAAAGUUGGAUUUUAUUCUUUCUAUUAAUAUCUACUUUAUUACAAAUUUAUAUUUAUAGUUAUUUCGGUGAUAAAAUUAUGGCAAAGAGCGUUGCACUUAUGAAAAAUGUUUACGAUAUGAAAUGGUUAUGCAUAACAAAUAAAACAAAAAGAGAUUUGAUAUUGAUAAUGACACGGGCAUCGAGGCCCGUAACAUUUAUGGGCUUUAAAAUUGUUAUAAUGUCAACAGACACAUUUGUACAGAUAGUUAAAUCCGCAUAUUCAGCCUACAGUUUGCUUAAACGUGUCUAAAAAAAAAAACACAGAAAAAAUUAAAUAUACUCACAUUUUUUUUUCCAAAAUUUGGAAUUCAUUAAUUAUAAUUUUUA
This is a messenger RNA of Leptopilina boulardi, 1119 nucleotides long. RefSeq names its product odorant receptor 67a-like. The record is from RefSeq and is a predicted model, not a curated record. Lineage: Eukaryota; Metazoa; Arthropoda; Insecta; Hymenoptera; Figitidae. The coding region runs from base 89 to 1042 and encodes 317 amino acids. The transcript is spliced from 5 exons. Gene Ontology annotation, cellular component: plasma membrane. Gene Ontology annotation, biological process: sensory perception of smell; detection of chemical stimulus involved in sensory perception of smell. Gene Ontology annotation, molecular function: olfactory receptor activity; odorant binding.